This is a messenger RNA of Ziziphus jujuba (common jujube), 1746 nucleotides long. RefSeq names its product O-fucosyltransferase 13. The record is from RefSeq and is a predicted model, not a curated record. Gene Ontology annotation, cellular component: cytoplasm. The coding region runs from base 274 to 1599 and encodes 441 amino acids. Lineage: Eukaryota; Viridiplantae; Streptophyta; Magnoliopsida; Rosales; Rhamnaceae. The transcript is spliced from 7 exons.
UGCAAAAAAAAAGAAAAAAGAAAAAAACUAGAUUUAAAAAUAAAAAACUAGAGCAACCAUAAAGGACGACAAAACAAUAAUAUUAUAAUCAGAAAAAGAACGAGUCGGAUCCAGUAGACCGCGUUAACAUGUUCUGUUUCCCAUUGCCAUUUUCUUAAGCAACGGACUGCUCGUCUCUCUGUUUAAUUGAGCUAAGAUUUUGAUUUACUUGACCGGCCUGACAUAUUCUUGUUAGCAAAACCCUAACGGAAUUGAGGAUUAGAAAGAAGGAAGAUGGUGAUCAUGAUGUCAGUGAAGCCCAUGUUUAGCAUAACGGUGGUCACUCUCUCUCUCCUACUCGCAGUGCUUCUCUUUGCACCCACUUCUCCUUUCUCCCAAAUCCCUCUCUUUUCCACCUCGCAACUAGGAAGAUUGGACAUAUGGAGUGUGAGCAGGAUGGUAGAAUGGAGGCCUUGCAAUUGGUGGCUACAAGGACAUGUUCCUCCUCUUCCAGCACAGAGUAAUGGAUACAUCAGAGUGGAUUGCUAUGGUGGCCUCAAUCAGAUGAGAAGAGAUUUGUGUGAUGGUGUUGGUAUUGCUCGCCUUUUAAAUGCGACCCUUGUUUUACCAAAGUUUGAAGUGGCUGCAUAUUGGAAUGAAUCAAGUGGUUUUACAGAUGUGUUUGAUGUUGAUUACUUCAUUCAACAAUUGAAUGGCUUUAUUGAAGUUGCUAUAGAGUUGCCACCAGAGAUUGCGUCAAAACAACCCUACCGUGUAAAUUGUAGCAAACGCAAAGGUCACUUUGAUUACAUUGAAAGUGUACUUCCAUCAUUGUUGGAACAUCGUUUUAUUUCAAUCACACCUGCAAUGAGUCAAAGAAGGGAUAGGUAUCCCCAGUAUGCAAAAGUUGCCCUUUGCCAAGCUUGUUACAAUGCACUACGUCUCACUAGAUCCUUGGAGAAGAAAGCCUCUGAACUUCUAGAAGCUAUUCCCAAACCCUUUCUCUCACUUCACCUUCGAUUUGAACCUGACAUGGUCGCUUACAGCCAAUGUGAGUACACAAACCUUUCUCCUGCCUCCAUCAAAGCCAUCGAUGAAGCUCGGGGAGAUAGGAAGCCAUGGACUGGAGAGUUGGCCCACAUUUGGAGAAAGCGGGGGAAAUGUCCUUUGACCCCGAAUGAGACAGCCUUCAUACUUCAGGCACUUUCCAUUCCAACAAACACAAAUAUAUAUUUGGCAGCAGGUGAUGGUCUGAUGGAGAUUGAAGGAUUGACAUCUAUUUAUGCAAAUGUAUUUACCAAGUCUAGUCUUCUUAGUGGUGAGGAUUUCAAAAGCAUGCAUGGGAACACAAAAGCUGCUUUGGAUUAUUAUGUGUCCAUCAACAGUGAUUCCUACAUGGCUACAUAUUUUGGAAAUAUGGACAAGAUGGUCGCAGCUAUGAGGGCUUUUAAGGGAUUGUAUAAAACUCUUUUCUUGAGCAGGAAAGCUUUUGCAGAAUUCACUUCCCAGAGUUUGACUGAGAAGGAGUUGAUGCAAGCCCUAUGGAAUGCUCAUAGGGAUGAUUUUAUCAUGGGGAGAGGAUCUGCUUUGCCUGACUGCUUUUGCGAGUAUAAAUUGUGAUUUUUGUUGCCUGAGCCUUCAUGUUGUACUUUAAAUGUCAGAAAACAAUUCAAAGGAAUCGUUCUCUUUUUGCUCCCUUUGCUAGACUUGGUGUUUUUGUAGGAUUUAGACAUUCAGUUAUAUCUUAUCGUGACGACCUUAUUAUUA